AUGGGAAAUGUCAAUGAAUGGGCUGGAAAUUUGACACUCGGUUGGAUGGUUGAUCAGAGAGAUCUCCAAAUUCAAAUCCUAACCAGAAUGAGACAAUUUGGAAUGCAAGCUGUUCUUCCUGGUUUUGCUGGACAUGUUCCUGAAGCGCUGAAAUCACAUUAUCCAAAUGCAAAUAUCACUCAACUUUCAAGUUGGAAUAUGACAGUUUAUAUACACCAAUCACCAAAUACUUUCAUGUCCAUUCAACAAGAUCUAUAUGGAACCGAUCAUUUCUAUAAUUUCGAUCCAUUCAAUGAGUUGGAACCACCAUCAUCCGAUCCAGCUUAUCUAAAGAACUGUUCACAAUCAAUGUUUAAUAAUUUGAUUGCUGUUGAUCCACAAGGUAUUUGGGUGUUACAAGGUUGGCUGUUUGUAUAUGAUACAGAGUUUUGGCAACCUCCACAAAUUGAAGCAUUCCUAUCGGGUGUUCCCAUUGGUAAGAUGAUAGUUCUAGAUCUCUGGGCAGAUGUAGAUGCCGGAUGGAAAAUAACCAACUAUUUCUAUGGUCACAAUUGGAUUUGGUGUAUGCUUCACAACUUUGGUGGUCGUUCAGGUAUGUAUGGAAAGAUUCCAUUCAUCUCAACAAAUCCAAUCGAAGCAAGAUCAUUGUCUCCAAAUAUGGUUGGAACAGGUUUAACACCAGAAGCAAUCGAGCAGAAUGUCAUUGUCUAUGAUUUGAUGAGUGAAAUGGCAUGGAGAUCGACACCACCAGAUCUCAAAGAAUGGGUGGAUCAAUAUGUCACCAGAAGAUAUGGCAAGUAUAUCGAAGUACUUGCUGACACCUGGUAUGAAUUGGUUGGAACCGUUUUCAACUGUUCGAUUGUAACCAAAGGACCUGUAACUAUACUAGUUAGCGUCAGACCACAAUUAAACUUCACAACAUCGCUCUACUAUGAUCCAAUAGUUAUUUCCAAGGCAUGGUCCGCUUUCCUUUCAAUAGACGAUCUACAUGUUGUAAAUACUUCAACAUUCUCAUUCGAUCUCACAGAGAUUACAACUCAAGCACUCAGUAACUUGUUUAUGACCACUGAGCUACAAAUGAAUGCUGCAUUCCUAAAUGAUAGCUAUGAAGAGUUUAGUUUGUUAUCGGAUGCAUUGUUGAGUAUCAUCCAAGAUAUAAAUACCAUUGUUUCGACACAGGAGAUGCUACUCGUUGGCAAUUGGACGGCGAGAGCAAGAGCACUGACACCAGCCAACGAAACCACCGAACUCUACGAAAUGAAUGCACGUAAUCAAAUCACGCUCUGGGGUCCACCCGAUUCAUUCGAUCACGACUAUGCCUACAAACUAUGGGGUGGUCUCACCGAAGACUUUUACUUGGCAAGAUGGACUCUCUUUAGCCAAUCUAUUUUCAAAACAACUAACCAAUAA
Messenger RNA from Heterostelium album PN500, 1410 nucleotides. RefSeq names its product alpha-N-acetylglucosaminidase. NCBI's taxonomy places the organism in Eukaryota, Evosea, Eumycetozoa, Acytosteliales, Acytosteliaceae. The coding region runs from base 1 to 1410 and encodes 469 amino acids. The record is from RefSeq and is a predicted model, not a curated record. The transcript is spliced from 3 exons.